Myxocyprinus asiaticus (Chinese sucker) is the source of this 4544-nucleotide messenger RNA. RefSeq names its product NACHT, LRR and PYD domains-containing protein 12-like. NCBI's taxonomy places the organism in Eukaryota, Metazoa, Chordata, Actinopteri, Cypriniformes, Catostomidae. Gene Ontology annotation, molecular function: protein binding. The transcript has 10 exons. The record is from RefSeq and is a predicted model, not a curated record. The coding region runs from base 238 to 3375 and encodes 1045 amino acids.
AUUAGAUCUUCUCAAACUCACUAAAUAAAGUUCAAGACAAUCUGCAGAAACAAUCUUAACAUGACUUUAAGGAUGCCAUGUCUAGUAAUAAUCAUUUCUAGAAAUGAAGAACUCCACUAUAUGAAACUAAAUCACACACUUUGAUCUCUGUGUUGCUUCUGUUCUCAAUGUACAGUACAUAAUUUCAUCUCUGACAGCUGAGAGACUCGUUGAAACACGUGGAUACUAAAUGUGACAAUGGCUUCAUCCUCCAGUCCAGUUCCUACAGUGCAGUCAGCCAACACAGUUCAGUCUCAGAGUCCUGUUAUUUCUCCUGUGCUCAGUGGAAGCACAUUUAAUGCCCCAGUUUACAUCAACACUGACUUAAAGCAUAAUGUAACAGCUGAGACUGAAGGCUCCACUGAGGAUCCUGCAUCAUCUGGAGGCACAACUACAAAGAAGGGCAAAUCUGAUCAUGUUGACUACAGUGAAGUCAGCAUCAAACUGAAGAACACAUUAAAACAAGAAUAUGAGCAGAUACUGGAUGGUAAUUUACAGACCAGCCAUCAGAAAUACCUGAAUGAUAUUUACACUGAUCUCUAUGUGGUGAAGAAUGAGACUGGAGGGGUAGUGAAUGAGCAUGAGGUGAGACAGAUCGAAUCAAAUCUCAACCGACCUGCUGCUGAAGACAUCCAGAUCCAAUGUAGUGACAUUUUUAAAGUCCAGCAUGAUACGGUUCGACGAAACAGAAAAGUUCUGACAAUGGGGAUCGCAGGGGUAGGAAAAACUGUCUCGGUCAACAAAUUCAUCCUUGAUUGGGCUGAAGGAAAAGAAAAUCAGGAUAUAGUGUUUAUUUUUCCUCUCCCGUUCCGUCAGCUCAAUUUUAGUGAAAACCAGUGCAGUCUCAUGGAACUGCUUCACAAUUAUUUUAAUCCUGUUAAACAACUGCAGUCUCUUCCUGAAGGUGAUGGUGAGGUCAUGUUCAUCUUUGAUGGUCUGGAUGAAUGUCGCUUCCCUUUAUGUUUUGACAAUAAUGAGAAAUGUACAGAUGUACAUGAAAAAACAUCAGUGAGUCAGAUAGUCAAAAACCUGAUAAGCAGAAAUCUGCUUCCCUCUGCUCUUGUCUGGAUCACCUCAAGACCAGCAGCUGUUAGUCAGAUACCCCGAGAACAUAUAAACCAGGUGACAGAGGUUCGAGGAUUCAACGAUAAGCAGAAGGAGACAUACUUCAACAAAAACAGCAGUCCUGAUGUAUCAGAGAAAAUCAUUUCUCACAUUAAGAAAUCAAGGAGUCUCAACAUCAUGUGCCACAUCCCGGUCUUCUGCUGGAUCUCUGUCAUUGUACUUGAGCCUCUGCUGAAUCGAGGGAGUCAUGACAAGAUUCCCACAACUCUCACAGGAAUGUACAUAAGCUUAUUACUUUCUCAGAUGCAACAGAUGAAAAGAAAGUAUGUUGAAGGUUCAGAACCUUUUGAUCAGGUUGUUCUGAAGCUUGGGAAACUGGCCUUUAGACAGCUGGAAAAAGGCAAUCUGAUUUUCUACAAAGAUGAUCUUAAGGAAUGUGGGCUGGAUGUCAGUAAGGUGUCUGUAUACUCUGGGUUAUGCACUCAGAUCUUUCAGAGAGAAAAGACUUUCCAUGAGAGAGCAGUCUACAGCUUUGUACAUCUCAGUGUCCAGGAAUUCCUUGCUGCACUUUUUGUGUUUUUAAUUUUUUUACAUGAAAAAACAAAUCCAUUUCUUCAAACUAUGAGAGAAAAACUAAAUUGGAAAUUCCAAAAGUCACUGUUUCACCUUCAUAAGGCUGCAGUUAAUAAGGCCUUACAAAGCAAGAAUGGACACCUGGACCUUUUCCUCCGAUUCCUCUUGGGUCUCUCACUGGAAUCCAAUCAAGAUGACCUGAAGGGACUACUGCCUAGCCUGGAAGAUAAAACUGAGAGAAAGAAAGACAUUGCUGUCUACAUCAAAAAUAAAAUAGAAGAGGCAGAAUCAGCAGAGAAGACGUUGAAUCUCUUCCACUGUCUGAGUGAACUGAAAGAUGACUCUCUGGUGGAGGAGAUCCAGAAGUAUCUGAGCUCAGGAGAUCUCUCUGGACAGACUCUUUCUUCUGCUCAGUGGUCGGCUCUGGUGUUUGUGCUGUUGAUGUCUGAUGAGACUCAAGAGAUUUUUGAGCUGCAGAAAUAUCGAAGAUCUGAUGAAGCACUAAUGAGGUUACAGCCAGUGAUCAAGAACACCAGAAGAGCACUAUUGACAGGCUGUAAUCUCACUCAUGGGUGCUGUGAAAGUUUGUCUUCAGUUCUACAAUCAUCAAACUCCCUGAGAGAGCUGGACCUGAGUAACAAUGACCUGCAGGAUUCAGGAGUGAAGCUGCUCUCUGAUGCACUGAAGAGUCCUCACUGUACACUAGAGAUACUGAGAUUGGCAGGUUGUGGAUUCACUGGUCAGUGCUGUGAAAGUUUGUCUUCAGUUCUACGAUCAUCAUACUCCCUGAGAGAGCUGGACCUGAGUAACAAUGACCUGCAGGAUUCAGGAGUGAAGCUGCUCUCUGAUGCACUGAAGAGUCCUCACUGUACACUGGAGAUACUGAGAUUAUCUGGCUGUAUGGUGACAGAGGAAGGCUGUUGUUCUGUGGCUUCAGCUCUGAGUUCAAACCCCUCACACCUGAGAGAGCUGGAUCUGAGCUACAAUCACCCAGGAGAUUCAGGAGUCAAGCUGUUCUCUGAGAGACUCAACGAUCCAAAAUGCACACUGGACAAACUCAAUGUGGAUCAUGGAGGAGAGCUCAGGAUUACAGCAGGACUACACAAAUAUGUCUGUGAUCUCACACUGAAUUCAAACACAGCACACACUGGUCUCAUUCUGUCUGAGGGGAACAGGAAGGUGACAGGUGUGAGAGAGCGUCAGUCAUAUCCUGAUCAUCCAGAGAGAUUUGAUGAGUAUCGUCAGGUUCUGUGUAGAGAGAGUCUGACUGGACGCUGUUACUGGGAGACUCAAUGGAGUGGAGAUUAUGCUGUUAUAUCAGUGUCAUAUAAAGGAAUCAGCAGGAAAGGAGGGAGUCAUGACUGUGUGUUUGGACUCAAUGUAAACUCUUGGUGUCUGUGGUGCUCUAAUGACAGAUUCACUGUCUGGCACAAUAAUAACUUCACUCACAUACAUUCCCCUUCACACAACUGUAAGAGAGUAGGAGUGUAUGUGGACUGUCCAGCCGGCACUCUGUCCUUCUACAGCGUCUCUGACACACACACACUCACACACUUACACACAUUCAACACCACAUUCACUCAACCCCUCUAUGCUGGAUUUAGAGUUUAUCCUGAUUCCUCAGUGUGUCUGUGUGAAAUUGAACAUCAGAGACACACACACACACACAAAUCAACACAACUCCAAACUCUUUCUUGAAAUAAUUUCAUGAAUUAAAUUAACUGAAUUCAAUACAAUGACAGUACUUUGUGACUCACUGUAAUGUGAUUUAAGUUAUUCACUAUCAAAUUCAAUAAUGAUUAAAAAAAAUAAAUAAACAGUGUUGAAAUCCAAUAUGAUGUCAUGUCAGUAACAUGAAACUUCAUUUGUUCUUGCACAUCUCAUGAUCAAACAACAUGAUGUCAUGUGUUGUUUCUAGUCUUUGUACAAUGUGACUAAUAGUUCAGGUCACAUUUUAUCUUCUUUUAUUUUCAUUUAUUCUGUUUAGUCUUGAUUAAUAGUUACCCAGAUAGCAAACCGACAUAGAAUCAACAUAGAAACGAUGUGACAUUGAUCUCUGAUGUUGAUUCAGCAUAUUUUUGCUCAUCAAAAUCAUGUUGAAUCUACGUUGUUCACGCCACUGAAAACAAACAUAAAAUCCAUCUAAUUGGUUUGUUUACCUGACGUUGAAACAACAUUGAUUUCAGUUGAGUGAAUAAAUAAUCAGCCUAUAUAUGUACUCUUUAUUAAACACACCGCACAUUCAGAUACUCAUUGUUUUAUUUAUAUAAAAUAUACAUUUACAAAUACAGAAUUCUUUGGACUUUUUCUACAGUAUAUAAAUCUUAAUACUUAACAGCCAAUUAUAAAAGAAAUGCCUUCACACUGUUGCAUUCACAAAUGGAUGUAUAAUAACAAAUUACAGGUGAAUUUAAAGUGUCAAUUUGACAGAUUUUAAGAGUUCACUCAUUGAUAAAAGUAAAAUGCGGUCAUCAUGCACACCCUCAUGUUGUUCUGAACACAAAAAGAGAAAUAAGGCAGAACAUUAGGAACUGACAUUCUCAGUCAUUAUUUUCUUUCAUUGCAUCUUUCCUUUCUAUUUAAGUAAGUGACUGACUGAAAUUCAGUAUUGCAAUAUCUUCUUUUGUGUUUCACAAAAUAAUAACAUACAGGUUUGAAACAUACGUAAGAGGACAGAGAGGGAGGAAUUUUUCCCCCACCUGAAAUAUUUUGCAUUCCUUUGCAAUAGUUUUGCAUAUCAUUGUAAUUACUCAGGACAAUGAAAAGGAUGGUGAUGAAAUUAGAAUUUUGGGGUUCCUCUUGUUUUACUCCCAUAAUUAAACUAUUGUUAGUGCUGAUAAAAAAUAAAUAAAAUAAAUAAAAAUUAA